Molecule: messenger RNA, 714 nt
Organism: Cuscuta campestris
Lineage: Eukaryota; Viridiplantae; Streptophyta; Magnoliopsida; Solanales; Convolvulaceae
Source: the annotation of a GenBank genome assembly
ACAUGUAUUCUCUUUUCUUACACUAUGUAUCCUUGUCACAUGAAUCAAUUAUUUCUUUCACUAUAUGUUUUUACACAAAAUAUUAUUUUUUUUAAAUUAAAAAAAUAAGCAAAUGCUCAUUUUUCUUAAUUUUUUCUUUGUCAAGAAUGGUAGGCGCCGACGCGUUUGUUCACCACUACAUAAAUUGCUUGUGUGUUUCCAGAUAAACUCAUGCCUAGUUGAGACAAAAAAAACAACAAAAGAAAAAAAAGAACAUAUAAUGAGUAUUUCAGUAAUUAAGAUGAAUAUCAUCUCGUUUGUUAUGGUGAUCAUCUUGGUCCAUGGUUUGGCACUGGACACCAGCAGCAGGAGCAGGAAUGUGAAGAAGGUGAGCUACGGUGGUGGCGGCAGCGUGGAAGCGGCGGCAGAGGGUGGGGUGGUGGUGGAGACCGCCGGGAGACCAUAUGAAUAUGAGCAAUCAUUAAGAGCAGGAGGAAUAUGGUUACCAUCUCCCAUGCCCAACCGCUCAGGUCAUAUGGUUGUUCCAUCACCGCCACCUAUUCUCUAUCGCGUCACCGCGGCGGCAAAGCAGCUCCGGCCAUCACCGCCGCCUACUCUGUAUUUAGUUGUAGUAUGUAAAUCUUGAAGAAAUAAUCCAGAGAAGCAUGGAGAAGGCUUCAUUUCGUCAGCUGUUGGUCUUAGGAAAAAAAUUAUUAAGAAAUUUUGGAUAAUUAU